Molecule: messenger RNA, 720 nt
Organism: Gossypium raimondii (Peruvian cotton)
Lineage: Eukaryota; Viridiplantae; Streptophyta; Magnoliopsida; Malvales; Malvaceae
Product: secreted RxLR effector protein 161-like
Exons: 1
Coding region: 1-720 (239 amino acids)
Source: RefSeq, a predicted model, not a curated record
AUGUUUCUUUGUCAAGAGAAAUAUGCAAAAGAUUUGUUGCAAAAAUUUGGAAUGCUCAAUUGCAAGACCAUCACUAUACCAGUGGAACCAAACACCAAGUUUUGUGCUCAUGAAGGGAAAGACUUGGAAGAUAGGUUAAUGUAUCAACAACUUGUAGGUAGUCUCAUUUACCUAACUUUAACUCGACCUGAUAUUUCUUAUAUUAUUGGGGUAGUGAGUCAAUAUAUACAGAAUCCCAAGAAACAACACUUGGAAGCAGUUCAACGAGUUCUAAGAUAUGUGAAGGGUACUCUUGAUUAUGGCCUUCUAUAUAAGAAAUGUGAGGUUUGCAAACUAGCUGGUUAUUGUGAUGCUGACUAUGCAGGGGAUCACGAUACACGUCGAUCAACCACUGGCUAUGUAUUCAAGUUUGGCUUGGGGACAAUUCCUGGGUAUACUAAAAGACAACCAACUGUGUCCUUAUCGACAAUAGAGGCAGAAUAUAGCGCAGCAGCUAUGGCAGCCCAAGAAAGUACAUGGUUAAUGUUCUUGUGGAAGAUUUGCACCAAAAAGUUGAUUAUGCAAUACCCCCUCUAUUGUGACAAUCAGUCAGUUCUGCGUUUAUCAGAAAAUCCUGUAUUUCAUGCAAGGACCAAACAUGUGGAGGUGCACUACCAUUUUGUUAGGGAGAAGGUGUUACAAGAAGAAAUUAAGUUGUUCUAUGUCAAGACUGAUAACUAG